Messenger RNA from Megalops cyprinoides (Indo-Pacific tarpon), 3943 nucleotides. It is a transcript of the gene trim33, whose product is annotated as tripartite motif containing 33. The record is from RefSeq and is a predicted model, not a curated record. The transcript has 20 exons. The coding region runs from base 6 to 3647 and encodes 1213 amino acids. Gene Ontology annotation, molecular function: zinc ion binding; protein binding. Lineage: Eukaryota; Metazoa; Chordata; Actinopteri; Elopiformes; Megalopidae.
GCAAGAUGGCGGACAACAAAGGCGAAGGGGAUACGGAGAGCUCUGCCAACAUGGAUCCAGCACCUGCGGGAGAGGACAGCGGAGAGCCCCCGUCGAAAGAGGCCGACGCGGUGAUUGUUAUAGAGCCCGUGACGAAGGACGGAGAAGACGGUCAGUCGCAGGAGAACGUUUCUCAGGCGCCGACACCCACCAGCGCGGGAGGCGACGGUGGUGGUGGUGGCAGCGCUGGAGGAGGAGGCGGAGACGGUAGUACAAGCAGCAGCCCGGCCGGGAACGCCAAUGCUGAAACCACGGAGCCUGCGGUUUCUGGGGAAGUUAUGGGGACCCCGCCGGCUCCUACCACGGAAAUGUCCCCUCCCCCGUCCGCUCCGGCGGCCGUCCCAGCCACCCCGAUAAACCUCCUGGAUACGUGCGCUGUCUGUAAACAGAGUCUCCAGAACCGCGACUGUGAACCCAAACUCCUGCCCUGCCUCCACUCGUUCUGCCUGAGAUGCCUUCCCCAACCCGAGCGGCAGAUCAGCGUGCAAGUGCCGGGGCCCCACGGACAAGACACCCACAUAGUGAAUGUCAUGCGCUGCACUGUGUGUCUCCAGGAUUACAAACAGAGCGACAUAGUGGAUAACUACUUCGUCAAAGACACCUCAGAGGGAUCAAGCGGGUCAGACGAAAACUCCGCCCAGGUGUGCACCAGCUGCGAGGAUAACGCGGGGGCCGUUGGCUUCUGCGUGGAGUGUGGGGAAUGGCUAUGCAAGACCUGCAUCGAGGCCCACCAGAGGGUGAAGUUCACCAAGGACCACAAAAUCCGCAAGAAGGAGGAGGUGUCGUCAGAGUCUGUUGGUCAGUCGGGUCAGCGGCCGGUCUUCUGCCCCGUGCACAAGCAGGAGGCCCUGAAGCUGUUCUGCGAGACAUGCGAUACGCUCACCUGCCGAGACUGCCAGCUGCUGGAACACAAGGAGCACAGGUACCAGUUCCUGGAGGAGGCCUUCCAGAACCAGAAGGGCAUCAUUGAGACCUUCAUGGCCAAGCUGCAGGAGAAAAAAAACUAUGUUCACUUCUCUGCAUCUCAGGUGCAAAGCAGGAUUAAAGAGGUGAAUGAAACUCACAAGAAAGUGGAGCAUGAGAUCAAGAUAGCAGUUUUCACACUCAUCAACGAAAUCAACAAGAAGGGCAAGUCUCUGCUGCAGCAGCUAGAGAGUGUGACGAAGGAGAGGAGCAUGAAGCUGUUGAGCCAGCAGAGGGACAUUAACGGCAUGGCCCAGCAGAUCCUGCAUGUCCUGUCCUUCACCCACUGGGCCAUCAGCAACGGCAGCAGCACGGCACUGCUCUACAGCAAGAGGCUGAUCACAUACCAGCUGAGGCACAUUCUGAAGGCCCGCCUGGACCCGGUACCCCAGGCCAACGGGGCAGUGCGCUUCUUCUGCGACCCCACCUUCUGGGCCAAGAACGUGGUCAACCUGGGUAACCUGGUGGUCGAGAAGAUGCCCCCGUCGGUGCACCCGCCCAACGUGAUGGUGGGGCCCAUCUCCCCGGGCCACGGGCACGCGGGGAAGCACCCGGGCCAGAUCAACCUGGCGCAGCUGCGGCUGCAGCACAUGCAGCAGGCGGCCUACGCGCAGAAGCAGCAGCAGCAGCAGCAACAGCAGCAGCAGCAGCAGGCGCAGAUCCAGCAGCAGAUGCGCAUCGCCUCUCAGAUGGCCUCUCAGCACCCUAGGCAGGGGGGGCCGCAGAUGGUGCAGCAACAGCCCCCUCGGCUCAUCAGCAUGCAGGCCCUGCAGAGGGGGGGUGUGAACGGAUCCUCACACAUGUUCCCCUCGCACCACCUCCGCAUGGCUCCGGGACAGGGCCGCAUGCAGAACGCGCAGCCCAGACACAACGGCCAGCAGUAUCCCAUGAUGCAACCACAGCUACAGAGACAGCACUCGAACCCCGGGCACGCGGGGCCCUUCCCCGUGGCGUCCCUGCACAACGUGAGCGCCGCGAACCCCACCAGCCCGACCAGCGCCAGCAUGGCCAGCGCCCACGCCCACCGCGGCCCCACCAGCCCCAUUGUGGGCGCCAUCGAGCUCAUCCCCUCCGUCACCAACCCCGAAAACCUGCCCUGCCUGCCCGACAUCCCCCCCAUACAGCUUGAGGACGCUGGCUCCAGCACCCUGGACAAUCUGCUGAGCCGCUACAUUUCAGCCAGCACACACCCGCCCCUCAACCCCGCCACCAACAUGAACCCCUCGCCCGGGCCCUCCACGCACUCGCCAGGAUCCUCAGGUGUAUCAAACUCCCACACGCCUGUCAGACCCUCCAGCACAUCAAGCACAGGAAGCAGGGGCAGCUGCGGUUCUGCAGGGCGCACGGGGCCCGUCUGCGCAGCCGUGGAGCAGGUGAAGGUGAAGCAGGAGCCCGGAGUGGAGGAGGACUGCGGCUUUUCGGGGGCCACCGUUAAAGUGGAGCGGGGAAAGGACGGGAGGCGGAGCGCGUGCAUGAUGAGCAGCCCAGAGAGCAGUCUGACGCCUCCUCUCCCAGUGCUGGGGAAUGUAUCAUCAGGGUCGGUCCAGGACGUGCUGAAGACCCUGGGGGAGCACGUCAAAUCCGAGCCCCAGGAUGAGGCUGGGGCCUGCAGUGGGGGAGGGGGACAGAGCAGCCAAUCGCAGCCGUCGACCGCUCCCACCCAGACGGCGGCUCCGGCAGCUGCAGAGACCCCAGCUGAGACGAACGCGGCCGCGGCCCCGGCCACCCCUCUGACCAACGGGGACUCUGAGGCGGGGGACGCGAGGGCGGCAGGCUCCUCCUCGGCCCACCGAUCCCCGCGCGGAGGGGGGGGUGGCGGCAGCGCUGGAGCACAGGGGAACAGCCACAGCUCCGCGGGGGGCAAGGACGACGACCCCAACGAGGACUGGUGCGCCGUGUGUCAGAACGGGGGAGAGCUGCUCUGCUGCGACCGCUGCCCCAAGGUCUUCCACAUCACCUGCCACAUCCCCACGCUCAGCUGCUCCCCCAGCGGGGAGUGGAUGUGCACGUUCUGCCGGGACCUGGUCAAGCCGGAAAUGGAGUACAACUGCGACGACGUGGACAGCAAGAAGAGCAAGAGCGAGAAGGGCCUGAGCCCCGAGGACCAAAGAAGAUGUGAGCGCCUCCUGCUGUACAUCUUCUGCCACGAGCUGAGCGUGGAGUUCCAGGAGCCCGUCCCCUCCUCCGUCCCCAACUACUACAAGAUCAUCAAGCGGCCCAUGGACCUGAACACGGUGAAGAAGAAGCUGCGGCAGGGCCACGCCCAGCACUACCAGACCCCGCAGGAGUUCGUGGCCGACGUGCGCCUCGUCUUCACCAACUGUGCCAAGUACAACGAGAUGUCUCGAAUAAUCCAAGUUUAUGAUGAGGAGAAACAGAUUAAUGUCCAGGCGGACUCGGAGGUGGCCGAGGCGGGGAAGGCGGUUAGCCUGUACUUCGAGGAGAAGCUGAAAGAGAUCUACCCGGACCAGAGCUUCCCCGCCGCCCCUGAUGCGGAGCAGCGGGUGGCCGGGGCGGUGGCGGCGGGGGCGGCGCCAGCAACCGAGGAGGACGACGACGAGGUCACGGAGGACUCGGACGACGACUUUGUGCAGCCCAAGCGCAAGCGGUUAAAAACGGAGGAGAAGCCCAUGCACAUUAAAUGAGCGUCGGCGAAAUGGCGGGAGAAAGGAGAGAGAGAGAGAGAGAGAGAUUAUGAUCGGUGAAGAGACGGUCCGUCUUCCCCCCCCUACCCCCACCCCCCAUCCCCCCUUUCAUCUCCUCUUGCUCUGACUGAGACGAUCCAGCGCGGGAUCUGUUGUUCUACAGAUUAUUUAAUUCCAUGUUCUCCCUCCGUUAAAAAAGUUCCAAUAAAAUAAGGUGAAAUCAGCUUCCUUGGCUGAGGCCACUGCGGACAUUUUGAAGACUUACUGGGAAGGACUGCAUUUCCUCCACCAAGGAA